This is a messenger RNA of Pipistrellus nathusii (Nathusius's pipistrelle), 915 nucleotides long. The record is from the annotation of a GenBank genome assembly. Lineage: Eukaryota; Metazoa; Chordata; Mammalia; Chiroptera; Vespertilionidae.
AUGCCGCUGCCCGUUGCUCUGCAGACUCGCUUGGCGAAGAGAGGCAUCCUCAAGCAUCUCGACCCCGGAAAAAGGUUCCCCACUCCUGUCUUAUCUGAACCCAGGAACAGGACAGAUUUAGAACCAGAGGAAGAGAUUAUUGCUGAGGACUAUGAUGAUGAUCCCGUGGACUAUGAGGCCACCCGCUUGGAGGGCCUGCCACCCAGCUGGUACAAGGUGUUUGACCCGUCCUGUGGGCUCCCUUACUACUGGAAUGUGGACACAGACCUGGUCUCCUGGCUCUCCCCCCACGACUCCAACUCCAUCGUUACCAAAGCAGCUAAGAAGCUCAGGAACAGCAAUCCGGAUGCUGCUGAGGAGAAGUCGGAGCGGAGCCACGAGAAGUCGGAGCGGAGCCACGAGAAAUCGGACCGGGGCCACGAGAAGUCUGAAAGGAGCCACGAGAAGUCUGAGAGGGGCCACGAGAAGUCUGACAGAGACCGAGAACGUGGCUAUGAAAAGGUGGAGAGAGAAAGAGAGCGGGACAGGGACAGGGACCGGGACCGGGACAGGGACCGUGACCGGGAUCGUGACCGGGAACGGGACCGUGACCGUGACCGUGGGUACGACAAGGCGGACAGAGAAGAGGCCAAAGAACGGCGCCACCAUCGCCGGGAAGAGCUGGCUCCCUAUCCCAAGAGCAAGAAGGCGUCAAGCCGGAAGGAUGAGGAGCUAGACCCAAUGGACCCCAGCGCAUACUCCGAUGCACCCCGGGGCACCUGGUCUACCGGACUCCCCAAGCGGAACGAGGCGAAGACGGGGGCAGACACGACGGCCGCCGGACCCCUGUUCCAGCAGCGUCCCUACCCAUCCCCAGGGGCUGUGCUCCGGGCCAAUGCCGAGGCCUCCCGAACCAAGCCGCAGCCCCAGGACUGA